GCGGGCUUGUGACGGGUUUCAUGCGAGCUGAAGACGGAAUAAUUGUUUUGCUGUUUAAUAUGGUUUAUUAGAGGGCGAAGGAGGAUGUAUGCGUCCGUGGAGCUGACGUGACGGAGAAGAAUGGUGUUGUGUGUGUGUGAGGAACAUCAUCCUUUCUGCUGAUACAAACACACAAACUGACGGCUUUCACGUCCACGACGGCCGACGGAAGCCAUGGCGACACAAAACGACUGCUGUGUGAAAGUCUCCUUGAGGAUUCGUCCUCAGAUGGCGAAGGAGAAGAUCGAGGGCUGCCACAUCUGCACCUCCGUAACCCCUGGAGAGCCCCAGGUGCUGCUGGGUAAGGACAAGGCCUUCACAUAUGACUUUGUGUUUGACAUGGACGUCCAGCAGCAGUCAAUCUACAGCGCCUGUGUCCACAAGCUUAUUGAAGGUUGCUUUGAGGGAUACAACGCUACAGUAUUCGCCUACGGGCAGACUGGUUCGGGUAAGACUUACACCAUGGGCACAGGCUUCGACGUCAACGUGAGCGAGGAGGAGCAGGGAAUCAUCCCACGUGCUGUGCGUCAACUCUUCCAGGGCAUUCAGAGGCGGCAAUUGGAGGCUCAGGAGAGCGGCACACAGCCACCAGAGUUUAAAGUCAGCGCCCAGUUUCUGGAGCUCUAUAACGAGGAAAUCCUGGACCUGUUUGACGGUGCACGUGAUCCUAGCAGGAAGUCCAACAUUAAGAUCCAUGAGGACAGCACCGGAGGCAUCUACACUUCGGGAGUGACGUCACGCCUGGUCAGCUCUGAGGAAGAGCUCCUCCAGUGUUUAAAACUCGGUGCUCUGUCCCGCACCACCGCCAGCACUCAGAUGAACGCCCAGAGCUCCCGUUCUCACGCCAUCUUCACCAUCCACCUGUGCCAGAUGAGAAUGUGUCCUCAGACCCAGAUGGCCAACGGGUCUGCGAGUGCUGAAGUGAAUGGUGUAGACGAGAGUUCGAUGUCCCAGGCCGAGUACGAAACCCUCACUGCAAAAUUUCACUUUGUGGAUCUGGCCGGGUCGGAACGGCUGAAGCGCACAGGAGCCACGGGAGAGCGGGCACGAGAGGGCAUUUCCAUUAACUGCGGCCUGUUGGCGCUGGGUAAUGUGAUUAGUGCGCUAGGAGAUCAGAGUAAGAAGGCGGGUCAUGUGCCUUACAGAGACUCCAAGCUCACUCGCUUGCUGCAGGAUUCGCUUGGCGGUAACAGUCUGACAGUGAUGAUCGCCUGCGUCAGCCCCUCUGACCGUGACUUCAUGGAGACACUAAACACACUGAAGUACGCUAACAGGGCACGCAACAUCAAAAACAAGGUGGUGGUGAACCAGGACAAGACCAGCCAACAAAUCAGCGCACUGCGGGCCGAGAUCGCCCGUCUGCAGAUGGAGCUCAUGGAGUAUAAAGCGGGGAAGCGUGUGGCCGGGGAGGACGGCUCAGAAGGCUUCAGCGACCUGUUCCAGGAAAACUCCAUGCUGCAGAGGGAAAACGACAACCUGCGCAUGCGUGUGAAAGCCAUGCAGGAGACUAUCGACCGUCUUAACACCCGAGUCACUCAACUACUGACCAAUGAGAUUAACCUGCUGCUCACUAAGACAGGGGAAACUAACGAGGAGAUUGGGAAUCUGAUCCAAAACUACAUCCGGGAGAUCGAAGAGCUCAGGUCUAAGUUGUUGGAGAGCGAGGCGAUGAACGAGUCUUUGAGACGCAGUGUCUCUCGUCUCUCAUCCCGUUCUCCUUACCCUGCAUCUCACACACCUGCUCCCGGACACCCUCUGGGUUCCUCCCCGUCCAUUUCCAUGGAGGCCGAGAUGACGGACGUGCUUCGUCGUGCCAAGUUAGACAUUGAGAGGCUGAAGAAGAAAGAGAGGAAUCAAAGGCGUAAGAGUCCAGAACGGGAGAAGGGCUUGAAGAAGAGAGCAAAGCUCCAGGCUCAGGAGAAUGGCCAGAGCUGUGAGAGCAGAGAGAACGGAGACGGCGACUCGGAUAACGAGCCUGAAGUGGAGGGUAUGUACACGCUGCCUGAAGAGGAGAGCGGCUGUGAGGAAGAUGAAGAGGAUGAGGAAGAGGAGAUCAGAGAGGAGGAAGAAUUUGACAGUGACGAGAGCCUGGUAGAUUCAGACUCGGACUCUGAUGAAAAAGCAAACCUCCAAGCCGACCUCGCAGACCUGACCUGUGAGAUCGAGAUCAAGCAGAAGCUAAUAGACGAAUUGGAAAACAGCCAGCGGCGUCUGCUGACACUAAAACUUCAGUAUGAGGAGAAGCUCAUCCUGCUGCAGAACAAGAUCCGUGAUACACAGCUAGAGAGAGACCGCGUGCUGCAGAAUCUCAUGUCCAUGGAGAACUACACAGAGGAGAAAGCCAACAGGAUCAAAGCGGAGUACGAGAAGCGUCUGAAGGAGAUGAACAGGGAUCUGAUGAAGCUCCAGGCGGCACAGAAGGAGCACGCUCGCCUGCUGAAGAACCAGGGCCGAUACGAGAGAGAGCUCAAGAAGCUGCAGGCUGAAGUGGCUGAGAUGAAGAAAGCCAAGGUCGCUUUAAUGAAGCAGAUGAAAGAGGAGCAGCAGAGGAGAAGGAUGAUUGAAGCCAAGAGGAACCGAGAGAUCGCCCAGCUCAAAAAGGAACAGCGACGACAAGAGUAUCAGAUCCGUGCUCUUGAGUCGCAGAAGCGGCAGCAGGAGAUCGUCCUCAGGAGGAAGACUCAGGAGGUGACGGCUCUGCGUCGACUGGCUAAACCCAUGUCGGAGCGCGUGGCAGGCCGCGCCUCUCGUCGUCCACCCAGCCUGGACUCUGGAGCCGAGCUCUCAGCCAGCACCACCACCUCCACCACCACGUCGUCAGAACCCGAGUCUAGCCGUUCGGUCUCCAGCAUCGUCCGCCAGUGGAACAACAAGCUGAAUGGCUACCUGGGAGAGAGCGAGGGAUCUGGGGGAGGAUUGUCCCGGCUGGCCAAUGGCAGGAAGAAGUUACAGAGGAAGGGUGUGAGCAGCAGCUUCUCGAAGGCGGCGAGGCAAAAAUGGCAGGCUCUGGAGAGGAGGGUCAUGGACAUAGUGAUGCAGAGGAUGACCAUUGCCAAUGUGGAGGCUGACAUGGACCGCCUCAUAAAGAAACGGGAGGAGUUGUCCAUGCAGCAGGAGGCACUGUUGCGUAAGCGAGAGAAGCUCCUGAGCGAGGGGCCUAGAGAGGAGGAGGACGAACGAGUCGUACAGGAGAUGAAUGAAGAAAUCGAGGUGCUCAAUGCCAACGUUGACUACAUCAACGACAGCUUGUCUGACUGCCAGGCCACAAUUGUACAGAUUGAAGAGACCAAGGAUGAGUUGGACUCAGUGGAAAUGUCGGUGGUCAUCAGUUCCUGUUCCCUGACUGAAGCGCGUCACCUUCUGGACCAUUUCCUAAAGGCCUCCAUCGAUAAAAAUUUACAGGUGGCCCAGAAAGAAGCCCAGAUCAGGCUGUUAGAGGGACAGCUGCGACAGACAGACAUGAUUGGCUCCUCCCAUAAUCACAUGAUCCUGGACGCUUUGAGAGAGAAGGCAGAGUGUAUCCCAGAGUUACAGGCUCUCAUUCACAACGUCCAACAGGAAAACGGCUACGCUAGCACGGACGAGGAGGUGUCCGAGUUUAGCCAGGCCUCAGAAACAAGUUACUCUCAAAUGAAAUCUUCAGCCAGUCAGGAUGACUUCAAGAUCAAGUCUGAGCCUCGCAUCGCAGGUCAGAUGAAGGCGGUGUCAGCCGAAUACUUGGGUCCCGUCCUAGACACCACCACCAAGAACAUCACCAAGUCUCUGGCCUCUCUGUCCGAGAUUCAGGAGAACGGCUUGGGCAUCAUUCUGCGCGAGACCUACUCCAGAGAAAGCAUAUCCCGCACUAUAAACCUUCCGGUCCGAGGACACACAUUUCCCAGGCAGUCCAGAUGCUCAGACGCUUCUCCGUUCACCAGGCGGCCAUCAUACGAUAGAAGUCAAUCAUACAGACCUCCUGAGACCAUCUACACCCCCCCCUCGUCCCCUCCCCUCCGUACCCGUAACGACCGCAAUGUUUUCUCCCGCCUUACAAGCAACCAGAGCCAGGGCUCUGCGCUGGACAAGGGUGUGAUCAGUCCAAUGGCAGGGCUGAAGGGGGGCAGAACAGCUCCUUUGCAGUGUGUGGCUGUGGCUGAAGGACACUCCAAACCUGUGCUCUGCCUUGACGCUACAGAUGAGCUGCUUUUUACCGGAUCCAAAGACCGCACGUGCAAGAUGUGGAACCUGGUGACUGGGCAGGAGAUAGUGACACUGCGGGGACAUCCCAACAACGUGGUGUCCGUCAAAUACUGCAGCAGCUCCGGCUUGGUCUUUACUGUCUCCACAUCCUUCAUCAAAGUGUGGGACAUCCGGGAUUCUGCCAAGUGUGUGCGCACCUUCACAUCCUCAGGUCAGGUGGUUUCAGGAGAUGCCUGUGCUGGCACCACCACCCGCACUAUCACCACGGCCCAGGGCGAAUACCAGAUCAACCAAAUCUCUCUAAACCCUUCCGGCUCUGUGCUCUACGCUGCAGCAGGGAACACGGUCCGAACCUGGGACCUCAACAGAAUGCAGGCCUCGGGGAAGCUGACAGGCCACAUCGGCUCAGUCAUGUGUCUAACAGUGGGAUACUCCGGUGGAGGCAAAGACCAGGUCAUCACCGGCUCUAAGGAUCAUUAUGUGAAGGUAUUUGAUGUUGCGGAAGGCAUGCAGGGGAACAUCGGUCCCGCGCACAACUUUGAGCCGCCACACUACGACGGCAUCGAGUGCCUGGCCGUGCACGGCGACGUGCUGUUCAGCGGUUCCCGUGACAACGGUAUUAAGAAGUGGGAUUUGGAGCAGCAGGAACUGAUUCAGCAAAUCCCUAACGCCCACAAGGACUGGGUGUGUGCGCUGGCCUACGUGCCCGGGCGACCCAUGCUGCUGAGUGCCUGCAGGGCGGGAAUGCUGAAGGUCUGGAACGUGGACAACUUUACACCCAUCGGAGAAAUCAAGGGUCAUGACAGCCCCAUCAAUGCUAUCUGCACCAACUCCAAACAGAUCUUUACUGCCUCCAGUGAUUGUCGGGUGAAGUUGUGGAGUUAUGUUCCUGGUCUCACUCCCUGCCUGCCGCGUCGUGUUCUGGCCAUCAAAGGCAGAGCCACCAGCCUUCCCUGAGCUCCACUAACACCCUCCGCCUCUGCUCUCUGUGACAGGACUGUGAAGAUCUGGAACCUGAGGAUCGCAAAGAGGAGGUGACAGCUUGACGGUGUAAACUAUGGUGUACCUACCUUUAGUCGGGCUGAUGCCCACAAGGUGACUCGGCUUGUCCUGAGAAUUCAGAGGUCAGAGGUCUCAGUCUGGAGCUCCAGCGCAACAUGAAGGUCUCGUAAUAGAAGAAUGUUCACGAGGAGGUGGAGGCAAUAGUGAACCUCAAGGUGCCACAGCGUUGGUAUUUUUGACCGCACACCAAAUAAUGAGAUGAGCGUGUGUCUACUUUCUGUGCACACGUUUACUGAAAGUGUCCUUCCGUGCCAAUUUGUUUUUUGAAGAGAAAAAAAAGCGUCAUUUUAGAUGUAGCUGCUGUCCAUUUUUGUUUAUUUAUUAUUUCAAGGAAAUAAAACAGGCCGAUAUGGAGGCCUUGGGAAAUCACUUUUGAGCCAAAUGGUGGGGGGGGAAAGCACUUUUCAGUUUCCACCCCCCCGGAGACGCAUAUGUUUCUGUGUUUUGAUUGACUGAAUAUCAGCCUUUAUCAUAGCAAGCGAUCUACUGGAAGCAAGAAGGAGAUUGAUUCUUCUGUUACCAUCUGGUGGAGGUUCUCUGGAGAGUCUGGAUACAACCGGAGCUUGUUCCAAGACGUGACUGUGUAAUAGUGCUGGCACACUCAGUAAAUGCCCCAUCGCCUUCCUCUGAUAAAAAUCUUAACGGACUCUUAAUCCCUCAUCAUCUUGAACACGCUCAACACAACUUUGUACAGAUUCCUCUUCUUUUUAAACAAGUGUCUCCUUGUCUGCUGUGAUGUUUCCAUGUUCUACCUCAGGUUUAAAUGUGUUUUUUGGGUCUGAAGCCCUGUCAGCUAUUUGCAUUUGGAGCUCUAACCCAUGUCUAUCUCCCAGUCUUCUUAUUACUGGUCUGUGAAUAUAGUGCUCUCUGAGCUCUGUGAACAACCUUAUCCACACUCUGCUGAAUAGACACUUUUCAAGACUGGCUUCAAUAAGCUCGGGGCCAGCAGCAGCCCGGAGUGUGCAAUAAAACCGACAGUUCGCUCUAAUGAAGGCUCUAGUGCUUAAGCAGGCAGAAUUAGUGGGUUUAGAAGGAGCUAAUCUCUUGCUGAGAGUCAGUUCUUGAUCAGUUUGGUUCAGGCCAGACCAACUGAGGGGGUUUGGACUGUUCUUAACGCUAAAAAUGCCGCAUAGACUCACCAUGGUAUCACAGUGAUACUGGGCUGUUUGACAUAAUGUAUUUUUCAGUCUCCAUGUCUGUGAAAAUAUUACACAGCUUUGUAGUGGAUGGAGCUGUAGUGGAUGGGCUCUGUUUAGCUCACUGGUAAGGAAAUGCAGUAUUAGGGGAUUACAUGGAUUAUUUAAUAUUUAAUAGGAUAGGAAUUAGCAGCAACUUUUCAAAAGCGACUGCUUGUUAGAUGGUUGACAAUAACCCGGUUAGUUCACAGAACAUGUGAACAGUCUCACUGGGAUGUUUUCUAUAAUAAAAACAAUAUAUAAAUAUUUACAUACUCAGAAACAGUGGAUCUCCAAGUGGUUUCUCCAGAGAUCUGUUAAGAAAUGUAAACUGAGUGAGUCUAGUCCAGACCUCAGUAACCUACAAAAUAAUGUUGAGUUCCUGAGUGAAACUUAGGAAAGAAAGAUCUCUAUGGUGACAAUAAAUAGGGAGAAUAUCGUAAAUACAAAUUUACACAAUAAAGCUAAUCUUUGAAUAGUCGAAUGAUGUACAUCAAAUAAAUCAGAACUGAGCACAUCCACAGGAUUUAUUUUUAAAGGUAAAGGGGUUUCUGCCUGCAAAAACAUUGAUAACCCCUGAUCUACAAUCCCACAGUCCUACUUCUCCCCAAAACCUGAGAAAUAUAAAGCAUAAUCCAAACACUGGCAGAACAUCAAAUACUUCUUAAAGCCCUUUGGGCCAGACACAAGUGGUGACUACAUCUGGAUUUAUCUCAUAGGAUCCAUCCCAAUUUUCUUUUUCCACUGCUUCUCUUUAAAAUAUGCAGAGAGCAGUGUUGAGAAGUAGGUCGGCUUCAGAGCCGUGUUUGUUUCUGCUCACCUUUUUUCCAGAGAAAAUAAAACCCAACAUAAUAUAAAACGGUUGCUGUUUAUUAAAUGAAACAGGAAACUGGUCCACUGGUGCCAGAGGAGCUGACACGCCUGAUGGGGGUAUGUGGGCGAUGGCAGGUUUCAUCUUGGCACAACACUGGUAUGCACUGAGUAUUUUUAGAGCAUCAAUCAUCAUCUUCCAGGGCUGCACUCUUCUCCCAGCCCCCAGAUUUACUGUCUUUUUUAAUGAAACAUAUUUAUCACCCUAAUCUUUUCUGGGCGGCCCCUGGCGCAUCUAUAUCUGUAGUAGCAGCUGUCGGUGGGUGCUCUGCUGUCAGGCCCAAGCUCUGAUUUCCAGCUGAGAGGGAUGGGUUCGUUGUGUUAAAAGCCCCGCAGCACAGAUGAGGCACAUCGAGCUGUGUUUAAGGAGCCGAUGUCCCAUUAAAACUGUUAAAUCCCCCAGUUUUUCUGUAUAUUUCUGUAUAUUUAAUACGAUAAUGUUCACGCAAGGAAUAGAUGAUUUUGUCUUAAUGAUGCCAUCGCAAUAUUAUGUGAAUAUCACUGUUUUCUAAUAAAAAUGUCACGCUGCUGUUCAACUCAGUGUUUAGCAUAAGACUAUAGUAGAUUUUAUACCACAGCGCUGUUGAGUGCUUGAUUCUGAUUGGUUGCUUGAUUUUUUUUUUUUCUAACAGAAACUCUGACUGUAGUUCCGGCUACGAGUUUUUUUUUUUUUUUUUUUUUAAAUACGCUCGUUCUUGUUGCUAUAACAACGACCUACACUGAGACCUAUGGAAGGAGUCUUCAGUGUCAGUGCUUUAUAACAAUCAGAGAAAAAGCGUACACAGGACGGGGGACUUUGCACUUUGUAAUUAGAGAAGCUGAGAGAGGAUUUUCAAGAGAUUUUGGGGAGAGAAAGCAAUAGAGACUAGUGAUAGAUAGGACAUGGAUGUUAAACAGCAUUGAUCAUGGUAAAUAAACAGUACAUCAUUAUUUAGUAAAAAAAAAAAAACACUGCUAUUGUAUUAGGAUUUAGACACAUCAUUUAGAACACGUUAUUGGAAAAUAUUCAAUUUUUCUGUUUUAUUCCUCACAUAAUAAUUCAUCACCAGCCAAUACGAAAAUCUAAAUGUUUGUGAUUCAUUCUAGAAAUAGUGUACAAAAGUAUUGGCACUCUCUCUCAACCCUCAUCAUGUUUUUGUGCUUUACAUUAUUCAAAGUUUGUAGAUACUGGAAUCGCUUUUUACCCCGUCCACAUCACAAACACGCUCAACAAAAAUCUCUGUUUUGAAUUUGUUUUUUUUCCUGUAGUUUUGAUCCAAAUACAUUUGUUUUUCCUGUCAUGGAACCCUGUGAAAAAUGGUACUUGUAGAAAAAAACCCAAGUGAUUUGCGGAACUGUGACAGAUCAUUAAAGUUGUUGCCAAAGCCUUUGAACUGUGAUCACUUCAGUGCAUCAUUCUCUACAUUUCUGUUUAUUUUAUCAUCUUCUGUUUUGUAUCAUCCAACCUUUUCCCUUCUUUUUAAUGCUGUUGUUAAACUAAUAAGUCAUCUACAGUCAGUAAAAAUCUUUUUUUCCUCCUUUUUCAAACAGUGGCCCCUCAUUAGUGAGCUGAAGAGACUGGAUGACUGGAUACAGUCAUUUCAUUUUAGAAAUGAAGGCAUUGCAGUUUUUCCUUUGAAACCGUAUUAUCCGUUUCCUAUUUUUUACUGUUGAAUGUUGACUGUGAAAUAAGCAGGAAGGAAGCUUUAUUUGGCUAGUGCUCAAAGACUGUGAAAUGGAGGGAUAUCACCUCUUAGUGUGUGUUGAAUGAAAUGUGGAUUUAAUGGCUUCCACUUCACGCCAUGGAUAUAACCACAAUACGGUACACUCGUCGGCUAGUGUGUGAUGACGAACAACGCUCCUGAAUUUGCUCUCAUAGUCGUGCAGUUUUUUUGGUGCUCGACACAAACACAACCAUCGCAACACAGUGUAAAAAAAAAAAAAAUAAUUUUUUUGUGGCUUUUGUUUCAUACAAACUUGUGUUUUUGCAUGGCCUGAACAACUGUACACAAUUAACACCGCACUGUUUUCUGCAUAUGGGAGGAUGUCGGUGCCUGACUAUAGGUAUCUACAAUCAUCUGUGCACUAACCUGGUGCUGCUGCUACUGCUGUCUUAUUUGUCAAGGUGUUUGAUGCAGAUGGUGUGGUGCGAGUAGCCUCUCUUUGCCUUACGCUCCAACUCUCUGUUUCAGAGCCUUCACCGCCUUAGACUGAUCCUAAGCACUGCCUUUUAAAAAGCUCAGCGAUGAUUUUAACCUUUAGAUGCAUCUGUCAAUCAUUAACAACAGAUUUUGAAAAUAUUUGCCAUAUUAUUUUUUGCAAGAAGAUCUUCCUUUUCAUUUUGUAUGGAAAUCAUUUCAUACCUUUUAUUGAGUUCUGGGAAAGGACUAAAGAUUGGAUGCCAGUAUUUAAAAAAAUAAUUAUAUAUCACUAAAAGCAAUCAGGAUGUACACCAGUGUAUGUCAGAUUUGGCAGGUGAAGGCACAUGCAGAGAGCAGGUACAUCACACAGCGGCAAAAACAACAGGGUCAAAGGUGCCUUUUUAUUGCACAGACUCCUCCCAAGGACUGGAAAUGUUUCUACAGUGGUGUUUGUCUGUUUUCUUACAUGUGCAUAUAGGUGUAAAAUACUUGUUUGUAAAUAUUGUAUUAAUUUUUUAUUUAAGGUUUGAUCAAGCAUUGCCACACAAAAUAAUAAAAAUAGUAUCGUAA
Molecule: messenger RNA, 10015 nt
Organism: Tachysurus vachellii
Lineage: Eukaryota; Metazoa; Chordata; Actinopteri; Siluriformes; Bagridae
Gene: kif21b
Product: kinesin family member 21B
Exons: 34
Coding region: 214-5175 (1653 amino acids)
Biological process (GO): mitotic spindle organization; microtubule-based movement
Molecular function (GO): microtubule motor activity; microtubule binding; ATP binding
Source: RefSeq, a predicted model, not a curated record